AGUCAGAAGAAGAAUUUUAUGAUGCUCUGAGUAGUCCUGUGGAAGACAUGCCAUUUUUUGAAGCACCAUCUGGUUCCCUCAAGCGAGCUAGUAGUACAAGACGAAAAAAACUACGUAAACAAGAAUCUUUGAAAAAUAUGACAGAAUUCCAGCUAAGGUUUGAAGUAGCUGAGGUCUUGAUUAAAUUAUGCCGUCUUACUGGUAAUACUGAGACACCUGUGCUGCAGCUUGAUAUUGUAGGGUUAGGCACUGAACUUAAAUUAAGAACAUUUGACAUGACUGCAAAUGCUUUCCUGCGUGAAGUUUGUCUGCUGUGCCCAGAGUAUAUGGAUGAUAAUGACCAGCCAGUUUACAUAAUUACUACUUUGGACAAUGUAGAAGAUGAUCUUCUCACUCUGGAGUACAUAAAGGCUGAUAUUAAUGGACCGGAACUGAAAACUGCCUAUCAGAAUGUUCUACAGAAAAUAAAGGUGAACUUUUCAUCUCUAGAUGUUCAUUUGCAUACUGAAGCUCUGCUGAAUGCUAUGAACUAUCUGAAUAAUCUUCUACCCAAACAAGAAACUAAAGUUGCAGAAGAACCGGUCCAUGAAAAAAUAGAGGAGAAGAAGGAUGUUCUUAAGAAAUUAACAUCAAAAAAAUCGAAGUAUGAAGAUGUUAUUGACCUCAAUAUCUGUGCAGAUUUAUCCUGUUUACGUAUCUUUAUUAGAGAGAAAAAACACAGAAUAGCUGAAAUUCACAUUGAAGGUCUGGAUAGCCAAGUGAUCAUGAAGAAAGCAGCAACGGAAGUGACUGCAAAAUUAAAGAACAUCAUUAUUGUGGAUUCUGAUGACACGGCAUUGUAUAAAAAGGCUCUUUACAUCACAGGAAAAGAAGUCUUCAACUUUAGAAUGGUAUCAUAUGUGAAUGCUACAGACGGCAUUGCGUAUACAAAUAUGGAUGUUGUUGACAAUCGUGUUUACUUAACUGUUGGCUGUAUUCAAGUAGUUUUUGUCAACAAGUUUGUUUCAUCUAUUUUGGCUUUUAUAAAUAACUUUCAAGCUGCCAAGGAAGCUCUUACUGAGGCAACUGUUCAAGCAGCAGAGAAAGCAGCUACAGGUGUAAAAGAGCUAGCGGAGCGUAGUUCCCGUUUGGCACUAGAUAUCAAUAUUAAAGCACCUGUUGUGAUAGUUCCACAGUCAGCAAUGUCUGCGAAUGUCCUGGUGGCUGAUCUUGGUCUAAUCACUGUGAAGAACCAAUUCUUUAUUGCCAAAACAAAAACACGGUAUAAUCUCCCACCUGUUGUUGACUCUAUGACAGUGAAAUUGAGUGAACUAAAGUUAUACAGAUCAUGCUAUGAGCAAGGUUCAUUGCAAACUGAAGUACAGUUGCUGCAGCCACUCAAUCUGGAAGUAGCUGUUGAACGAAAUUUAGCUGCUGCAUGGUAUAACGAAGUUCCUGAUAUUGAAAUAUCUGGCCGACUCAAGCCUAUGAAUCUAAUUCUCAGUCAGGAAGAUAUUACCACAAUACUAAGGACACUAAAUGAAAAUAUAGGUGGGAGCUCUGAUGCAUCAACAUCUUUACCAGAACCAAAAGAUACGACUAGCCAUUGUAGUGAUAUGCAUAGUACUUCACAGCACUCUGCAGGUGUAACUGUUGUGACAUCAGCUGUGGUGGAAUUGCAUUCACCUAUGAAAAUAAAAACAACACUAAAACUGGACUUCAGAUUCGACUCUCUGACUCUGGUAUUGUAUAGUCCAAAUUCAAAACAGAUUACAAAUUUGGAUCAGAGAGAUGACCUUUUGAAGCUUGCAGAGUUUAAAUUAGUUUUGAUGUCAGCUGCUGUCAAAAUGUUAUCAGAUGGUUCAAUGAAUGCUUCCGUCAAGCUGGCAAACUGUACAUUAGAUGAUAAAAGACAGUCAAUCCAGAAGGCUACACCAAGGAUGGUGGAAAUGAAACAUGGAUUUGAAAAGAAAGUUAUGGUGGAUAUAAGCUAUAAGCAGGGGCGAGAUGGCACUGUUCUUGAUGUGAUUGUUCAAGAGACAUACCUUUGUGCAAGCAUGGAGUUUCUACUUACUGUUGCAGAUAUAUUCCUAAAAGCUAAUGCAGAAAGUGCUGCUGCGCAGAGAAAUCUCAAACAGUCAUUACCUUUAAAGGAGCAAGCACCUGUGCAGUCUGUAUCUACAAUGGAAAUGAACAUUGUUGUUAAAAAUCCAGAGAUUGUGUUUGUGGCUGAUUUAACAAGAAGUGAUGCUCCUGCAUUGGUGGUUACAACACAGUGUGAGGUCUUCAUUAAAAAUAGCCCUGAAAAGUAUAGCAUGACAGCUGCUGUUAAAGAGAUACAAAUGAAAGCAUGCCCAUUUCUUCCAGAAAAAAGGAAAGGGAACGUUACUACGGUAUUACAGCCUUGUGACUUCUUCUUUGAAAUGAAACAGUCAGGUACUAAUCCACAGACAGCUGAUCUAACGCUUAAAUCUCUAACAAUAAAAGUUUCACCAAUGAUUAUAAACACAGUAAUUACUAUUACAUCAGCCCUUUAUCAAACUGCAGAAACAACAGAAGAAGAGAUCACUCAAAUUCCUCCAGACUUGUGGAAUAAGAAAGAUAUAAAAAAUCUAAAAAUGUGGUUUCUCGAGGAGUCAAAUGAAAAUGAAGAUAGAAAUCCAACUGCUGAACUGGUUCCCACGGGAGAGUCAUUGAAAAUGAAUGUAGAAUCUGUUUUUCUAACACUUGAAGCUGGGGUUGGGCACCGAACUGUACCAAUGCUUUUAGCCAAGUCCUCGUUUCUUGGAGAAGUCAAAAACUGGAGUAGUCUAAUCAACCUACGUUCUUGUCUUGAGCUAGAGGUACACUAUUUUAACGAGAUGUUUGGGGUGUGGGAACCUUUGCUUGAACCACUAGAAGUUGAGAAGACUGAUUUAUUCAAACCAUGGAUUCUUGAAAUCAAGAUGAAGAAGAAGGCUAAAAAAGCAUUGGUUGAAUCAGAUGCAGAAGAAGAAAACUACAAAGUUCCGGAAUAUAAAACAGUGAUAAAUGUUUCCUCAAAAGACCAGCUGAACAUUACGCUAUCCAAAUGUGGACUACAAAUGUUGAGUAACUUGGGCACGGCAUUUGCUGAAGCAGCUAGUCAAACUUCGGACAUCUUCAAAAAAGACCGAGCACCAUUUGUAAUAAAAAAUUCGUUAGGACUUCCCAUCACUGUCUCACCUAGUGAUUCCUUUAGUGUCCUUAAUGUUGAGUUUGGAGCAAAAGUAUUUCAUUUAAGAGAUGGAGAGAAUUUAAACAUGGAAUUUGUCAGAACUAAAAAUGAGAGCGACCAGUUCACAGCAAUGACAACUCUGAGUAGCAAGAGGUUUUACAUUCAGAUCUGUCCACAUAAUCAUUCCGCUGUGGAAAAGAUUCCAUUGACAAAAGUGGGUCGAUGUAUUUACAGAGUGAGACAUGAGGAAUCGGGUGUUGAAAGGGCCAUUGUCUGCCAAAUAGAUACUGUUGAAGGAAGCAAGAUGAUAACUAUACGUUCUCCUAUUCAGAUAAGGAAUCAUUUUUCAAUCCCGUUAAAUAUUUUUGAGGAAGGAAGAUGUUUAGGGACUGCUUCACCAGAAAAUGAAUUCAACAUACCGUUGUCCUCUUACAGAUCUGUACUGAGUUUACAACCACUACCCAAUGAAAAUGGAGUGGAUGGAGAAUAUGAUAUGUGUGAAGGAAUUACAUUUGAUGAAAUUAUGAAAAAUGUUGACAGUUUACUACAAAGGAAAUGCCAGUCUGUGAGGUCGACUAACCACUCACUUAUCAUCAAUAUUGUGUCUAUAAAAGACACAUUGACAUCUUCAUUGUUGACGUCUUCAUUAUGUGCAGAAGAUCACUGGGAUUUUCCAUAUGUUGUUCAUUUAUGGCCUUCUGUUCUUCUCCGCAAUCUUCUUCCUUAUCAAAUAACUUACUCUGUAGAGGGAAAUGGGAACAAAUAUGACACUCUACAAGAAGGAUGUUCAGCCCAGAUUCAUAAUGCAGUAUUGGAUCAAACAAAACUAGAUUUACAGUUACUUAACUAUCUUGAUCAAAAUUGGAAGAGUGAGUACCAUAUAAAAAGCAAUCUACCUGAUAUCAGCUUCACGACGUUUUACUGCAUCACAGAGUUGGAUAAGACUGAACUGGACAUUGCUGUCCAUGUGACCUAUACAACUGGGCAGAUGAUUGUAGCAAUUCACAGUCCGUACUGGAUGGUAAAUAAAACUGGUCGAAUGUUGCAAUACAAAGCUGAUGGUAUUCACCGCAAGCAUCCUCCAGAUUACAAAAAGCCACUGCUUUUUUCUUUCCAGCCCAAAAACUUCCUCCAAAAUAACAAGGUGCAACUUAUGGUAACUGACAGUGAACUAUCUGAUCAGUUUUCACUGGACACUGUUGGAAGUCAUGGUUCUGUGAAAUGCAAGAGUCAUAAAAAGGAAUAUCAAGUUGGUGUCACCAUAAACAACAGCAGUUUUAAUAUUACUAGAAUUGUAACUUUCACUCCAUUUUUUAUGAUCUCAAAUAGAAGCAAAUACACUUUGGAGGUAGCUGAAGAAGGCAAGGAAAAGUGGAUUCCUAUUGUUUUGCAACAGUGCAUUCCCUUUUGGCCUGAAAAUGAUGCCAACAAACUGCUUGUUAGAGUUGAAAAUUCUGAUCUUCCCCCAAAGAAGAUAAAUUUUGAUAAGCAAGAAAACUGUCUGCUACUGCAUUUGGACAACAAGCUUGGAGGAAUUACAGUGGAUGUUAACCUGACUGAACAUUCUACAGUGAUUACCUUUUCUAAUUACCAUGAUGGCGCAGCUCCAUUUCUGUUGAUAAACCAUACUAAAGAGGAAAUUAUUGAGUAUGGACAAAGCUCCCUCAGUGAAUUGGAAGACUGUCUUCAGCCAAAUAAGGCAGUACUAUAUACUUGGGCAGACCCAGCAGGAUCUAGAAAAUUGAAAUGGAAAUGUGGAAAUAGAACUGAGGAAAUUACCCCAAAAGAGGACAAAAUGGAAAUACUCAGCCUGGAUUGUAGAAAAGUGGUCUAUUUAGUGUCAUUUUUUGAAGGUUUGCAGCGUAUUGUCCUGAUCACUGAAGAUGAGAAUGUAUUUAAAUUGACGUAUGAAAGUGUAAAAGCAGAACUAGCAGAACAAGAAAUUAUUCUGUCUUUGCAAGACGUUGGAAUUUCGUUGGUUAAUAACUACACAAAGCAAGAAGUGUCCUACAUUGGAAUUACAAGUUCUGAUGUGGUUUGGGAGACAAAACCCAAGAAGAAAUCAAGAUGGAGACCAAUGAGUGUUAAGCAGACUGAUAAAUUAGAACAAGAAUUCAGAGAUUACAGUGAGCUAACUCCUUCAGAAAAUAAGAUUAUUGAGUUGGAAUCAAAUGUUUUGGUAUGUUUAACUCCUAAUGGAAUGAACAUGAAAAUUCAUCAACCAAAUGAGAUUCCUAUUAGAAGGAAUUACCUGCCAGCUUUAAAAGUAGAAUACAGUUCAUCUGCACAUCAGAAGUCUUUCAGAAUUCAAAUUUACAGGAUACAGAUACAAAACCAGAUUCCUGGAGCCAUAUUUCCCUUUGUGUUCUAUCCUAUUAAACCUCCAAAGUCCAUCACCUUGGAUUCAGCACCAAAACCAUUUACCGAUGUCAGUAUUGUCAUGAGAACUGCAGGACAUUCACAAAUAUCUCAUAUUAAGUAUUUUAAGGUCCUGAUUCAAGAGAUGGAUCUCAGAUUAGAUCUUGGCUUCCUAUAUGCACUGGUUGAGUUCUUUACACAGACUGAUGUGCUGAGUGACCAAGAGCUAGAACUUUUCAAAAAGGAUGUUGAAUCUCUUCAAGAAGAACUGAUGAGUGUGUCAUCAAUGGAUACGUCACAAAUCAGCUUGUAUGAAUACUUUCAUAUCUCUCCAAUUAAGUUACACUUAAGCUUUUCACUCAGUACGGGUGGAGAAGAUAGUAACAAAGAAGAAAGAAAGAAUGAAUUGAUACCGCUUCAAUCCUUGAAUCUCCUGCUUAAGAGUAUAGGGGCCACCCUCACAGAUGUACAAGAUGUUGUCUUUAAGUUGGCAUUCUUUGAACUCAGCUAUCACUUCUGUACUACACAACAGCUCCAAUCAGCAGUUGUAAGGCAUUAUUCAAAACAGGCUAUUAAACAGAUGUAUGUUCUUAUUCUUGGCCUUGAUGUCUUGGGUAAUCCAUUUGGAUUCAUAAGAGGCUUGUCUGAAGGAGUAGAAGCAUUCUUCUAUGAACCUUACCAGGGAGCCAUCCAGGGUCCUGAAGAAUUUAUAGAAGGAAUGGCACUAGGACUCAAAGCACUAGUAGGGGGAGCUGUUGGUGGAUUAGCUGGUGCUGCAUCAAGAAUCACUGGUGCUAUGGCAAAAGGAGUAGCUGCGAUAACUAUGGAUGAGGAUUACCAGCAGAAGAGGAGGGAAGCCAUGAAUAAACAGCCCACUGGUCUAAGAGAGGGCAUCACUCGUGGUGGAAAAGGAUUAGUUUCUGGUUUUGUCAGUGGCAUAACAGGAAUAGUUACAAAACCAAUAAGAGGAGCUCAGAAAGAAGGAGCAGCUGGUUUUUUCAAAGGUGUUGGAAAAGGCUUAGUGGGAGCAGUAGCUAGGCCUACUGGAGGAAUCAUAGACAUGGCAAGCAGCACAUUUCAAGGCAUUAAAAAAGUUGCAGAUUCAUCAGAAGAUGUGAUAAGCCUGCGCCCACCUCGCUUCUUUGGUGAAGAUGGAGUUAUUAGACCUUACAGAUUAAGAGAUGGAACCGGAAGUCAAAUGUUACAGAAAAUUGAAAAUGGAAGAUUUGCAAAACUCAGAUAUAUUGCACAUGCUAUGGUCAACAGUACAGAUCUGUUAAUGGUAACAAAAAGUGGUGUGUUGUUUGUGACAAAAGGGACAUUUGGACAGCUGACAUGUGAAUGGCAAUACACUUACGAUGAAUUUACCAAAGAACCAUUCAUCGUUGAUGGCAGAAGAUUACGCAUUGAAGCCAAGGAACGAGUUAAGUCUGUGUUCCAUGCCAAAGAAUUUGGAAAAAUUAUUAAUUUUAAAAGUCCAGAGGAUGCUAAGUGGAUCCUUUCUAAACUGGAAGAAGUGAGAGAGAAUCAGCCAAAAUUGUAA
Cariama cristata (Red-legged seriema) is the source of this 7076-nucleotide messenger RNA. RefSeq names its product vacuolar protein sorting 13 homolog A (S. cerevisiae) (gene VPS13A). Gene Ontology annotation, biological process: protein targeting to vacuole; protein retention in Golgi apparatus; autophagy. The record is from RefSeq and is a predicted model, not a curated record. The transcript has 48 exons. The annotation marks the transcript as partial. NCBI's taxonomy places the organism in Eukaryota, Metazoa, Chordata, Aves, Cariamiformes, Cariamidae. Gene Ontology annotation, cellular component: extrinsic component of membrane.